Anopheles nili is the source of this 2981-nucleotide messenger RNA. RefSeq names its product bromodomain-containing protein 8 (gene Brd8). Gene Ontology annotation, molecular function: protein binding. The transcript has a single exon. Lineage: Eukaryota; Metazoa; Arthropoda; Insecta; Diptera; Culicidae. Gene Ontology annotation, cellular component: NuA4 histone acetyltransferase complex. The record is from RefSeq and is a predicted model, not a curated record. Bases 1 to 2943 code for a protein of 980 amino acids.
AUGAGUUCGAUACAAGAACGGCUUCAGAUGAAGCGUGUCCCGUUGGAUAAGUGGUCGACGAAAGAGAAACUCUGCCUGGCUUCGUCCGUGGCAUGUAGCGGUGACCAAAAUUGGAUGUCCGUGAGCCGAUCGCUAAAGAUGCUUUGUAGUUCAAACCGACCAAAUGACUGGUUUGCGCAAAAGUCCUGUGCUGCCCAGUAUGGCAAGCUUUUGGAGAAUGUAGAAACACCGAAACGAAAGAAGCGUACCGCGUCUGAACGGGACGGGAUAGCGGCUGUAGAAACACCCGGAGAAUCCAUUCUUCGGAAAUUGACGCAGGAGCGUAUCAUUGAACUGAAAAAAAUCAUUCAAGAGGAAACACAACAGUAUAUCAAGGUGAAGGAAGAUAUCAUACUGAUUCAAAGUGGAGUAACGGACGAAAAGAAAUUACGUGAGAUGUGGAAGCAGAUCGAACAGGAAAAAGCCCAGAAGGAGAAGGAACAAAUACAGCACGAAGAGUGGCUUAAGGAGCGCGAAGAAAAGAAACUUGAGCUCGAGCGUCAGUGGCGCCCCUUGUAUCCGAACUCACCAAACGCCAACAAAGCUUCGACGCCUCCGAUAAAAUUUAAAGAGGAAACCGAUGAAGACAGCCAGGGAUCCUGUAAAUCUGGAACGUCUCCAUUGCUAACAUCACUGCUGAAAAAUCCAGGAGAUGUGCGAGCACCUGGUGCUUCAACAACACCCGCGACAAUCGCACGGUCGACAUCAUCGCCAACAAUUACGAAUCUUUUGAUUGGAACCGCUGGAAACGUUGCAAAAUCUCUGUCAUCGACUACGUCGGCCACCGGCAUGGGAGAUACGGAGCAUCAAGCCCAGUUUGGUGUAGAAAUUAAACAAGAGGCACUUACUGCUACUGCAAGAAUGACUGAGGAAAAAGAACAUAAUCAAGCAAACUUGGAAGGCGCAUCCACAAAUGUCAGCAAAACGGAUGAUGCUGUCAGUUCUGGUUCCCAGAAAGCUACUGCCUCGAAUCCAAUCAAAUCUGAGACAUUAUUCUCUGAAAUGGACAGUGAAGAUAAUGCAGAUCCUGCGAAAGACCUAAUGGAAGCAUUGGAAGACCUAAUACCGGAUGAUUUCGAUGAGAUACUGAAGGAAAACAGCGGCAUGCUCCUGGAAGAUGUUGAUCUCAAAAACGUUGUGGACUCGAUCAUGGAGGAGGAAGAAAGCACCUUGAAGGAGAAGGACCAUAUAGAAAUGCCCGAGGGUGUCGAAGAUGUACAGAUGACCGAAAUUGCAGGAAACAUUAGUAGUGAAACGGCUUCAAAAAACGAGGAAACCUCGGUGGAACGCAUUAAAUCUCCACCACUAAACGCUCCGUCGUCUUCAUCGUCAGCUGCAGUAGUAGCCGCAACGCCAACAACAGUAGUUACUCCAGCUGAAACGGCAGCAGUCCCAUUGGUAGCUAAAACUAACGUCGAAGAUGCCUCGGCUAAGAAGCAAAAUGAGCCGUCAGCUGAAGAAAAACAGAAUGAUUUUCAAAAACAGACCAAUUCUAAUGUGGAAACGCUGAAGGAAGACAAGACCCAGGAAACGGAAGAUUCCAAAAUGGAGAUUAUCCCGAUUGAAGAUAGCACCAGUAAUUCUCCGGUUACGAAUCAAUCAAGCGAUGAUAACAAAGAUGCUGCGGAAGACUCCAGUGGACAGGAUCAGCCAGAAAGCGUGAUAGUUGUGUCGGAUUCCGCUAAAGAAGAUGAAGAGGAUGAAGAUCAAGAAGCGGAGGCUAGUUCUAACGAUGCACCGGCUGCGAUGGACGACGAAGAUUCCGACGAUAAACCGCUUGCUUCACUGGACGUUGUUCCUGAGGUUGUUGCGGGGGGAACCGAUAAAACAGUUCAAAAGGUAGAGGACGAUAAGAUGACCACCAAACAGGAAGCUUCAGUGGAGGAACAAGAGAAACGUCCCUCUGAAUCGAUCAUGUCGCCUGCAGAUGUGACAUUGGAAAUGAAUAAAGAGGAUAUCGCUUCCUUACCCGCGGAUGAGGCAAAAGCGAAGAAGGAAGCGAUGGAAAAGCUUGCCUCGGAGUACGAUUUUAAGGAUGACGAGGAGCCAAUAGUGCAGUUAUCGAUUAAAAAGGUGAAAGAAGAGAAGCACGUUUCCGAAGACGAGGUGGUUGAAGACACCCAGGAUACGGUCGAUGAGCCGGAGGAAGUGAAAGAGGUGGAACCGCCAGUGAAAAAACCACUCGUAGAUGAUGCGAUACUCACGGUGACAGACACCGACGACGAUUCGCUGAUCGAGAUGAAAAUCGGAAAAGCGAAGCGCGAUUAUUCGCGUCGUCGUUUGGCAGACGAAGCGCAAAAGCUCAGAGACGAUAUGGCGGGACACUCGCGUAGCGAUGAAACCGAGGGACGAUCGCUUAGAAAACUUCGCGAUCGGGAUCGCUCCGAGAGCCCGUUUGUUAUGCAGGAUGAGGAACCAAACGAGAAAAUGAAACGAAGCUACUCGUCGACACCGGUGAUGGAUUCCAUACCGGGUUCGCCAGCCUCGAGCGAAGAUCGCGAUCAUCGCGCUUGGAAGAAAUCAAUUAUGGCAGUCUACUCAAAAAUUUCGGGUUUGAAAAAUGCAGCGGCGUUCCAGAAACCAUUGUCCGAAGAACAAACGUCAGAGUUUAUCUACCGACCGAUGGAUUUGGCGCAGAUCAAACGUAACAUCGAAAAUGGAAACAUAAGAACGACCGCUGAAUUUCAGCGCGACAUUAUGCUCAUGUGCACCAACGCGGUUAUGCUGAAUCGAAGUGACCUUUGUCCGCCUCACGCGGCUUCCCUGUUGAUGCGAGAAAGUAUGUCCAUUAUCGAAACGGGCAUGGAUCCAAAGGCGGCGAAGGAGCGGGAUAACGAACGUAACACCCACAAGCGAAGCUCGAGGAAAAGCACGACGAGAAAUUCUUCUGCUGGAAGAAGCUAAUCGAAGAUCACAUGUAUUUUCAUAUUCUUAUCAAUAAA